This is a messenger RNA of Acanthochromis polyacanthus (spiny chromis), 3715 nucleotides long. RefSeq names its product pentraxin-4 (gene ptx4). NCBI's taxonomy places the organism in Eukaryota, Metazoa, Chordata, Actinopteri, Pomacentridae. Bases 99 to 2045 code for a protein of 648 amino acids. The transcript has 4 exons. The record is from RefSeq and is a predicted model, not a curated record.
AGCCCUUUACAGCUGGAUCUUUCUCUCCUCUAUGUGUUCUAUCACUUCUCUGCAGGAACCCUGACUCCCAGCUGCAUCUGUCCCUGCUCUGCUGCACUAUGGGCGGCCUCAGGACCAGACACCGGCUCCUGGUCCUGGUUCACAUACUUCUGCUGCAGCUUCAGUCUGUAAAGGUUCAGGGAGUCGAUCCUGUGUCUCACAAACUACGACGACUCAACGAACAGUUCCAUCAGUUCCAGGCUUUGACCCAGGCUCGUUUGGACUUGUUGGUCCUGAACCAGAACAGGAACUCCUCGCAGGGGCUGGAGAGUCGUGUUAAGGCCCUGAACGAACAUUACCACCGCGUGUCGCAGGACCUGGAACAUCUGAAACACGGCACUGCACAGGAGGUAGACGGUCUCAGAGAGUGGACUACAAAGCUGGAGAAGAAGAAUAAGCGGAUGGAGAGUCGAUUGGCUUUCAUGGAGAGAAGUUUGUGGGACAACUGUUAUCAGAAACUGAAGCCUGAUCCUGGUCAAGACUUCUCCAACCUCACGCUGGAACUCCAAAGUCAAGAGGAGAGACUUGGUGCCCUUCAAGUCCAGCGUGAUGAGCUGCUCAUUGGACUGAAAGGGUUGCAGGAAUCCCUGAAAAACCAGGCGCUGCGAGUUGCCCGACUGGAAGGCCGGCUCAGUGAGGUCCUUGUCCAGUGGAAUGGAAGAGGAAAGGUCAGAGGGUCGGGGAGGGCGGGUCUUCCUGUCAGCUCCUAUGUCACACCUCAGGAAUACUAUGAACCACGCAGGAGAAGUCAGACACAAAGAGGAGGGAGGCCUGAAAGGACUCUGGACGUACAACCCAGACUAGAAGGUACCGACCAGACUGAUGUUCACUCACAGACCAAGCAGCAUCAACAACACACAACAAACCAGCCUAAGCAUUCAAAAGCCCAGAAGCCAAGAAUUCAGGCACAAGUUCACUUUCCAAAUCCUAAACCUCAUUCUGACCCGUUCCAUCCCCAGUCGCAGAUCCAGACUCGGACUCAGACUCGGGCCUAUCCAACGAAGCAGCCUCAGCACAACACUGUGUCUUAUAAUCAAGCCCAGGUCCAGCCUCAUUCAUACCAUCAGAAACAACCCGACUCACAAGUCCACAAACGACCCCCUUGGACCCAGCAGCUCUCCGAGAUUCCUCUCCAUCCUGAACCCAACAAAGACCUACAGAACAGGACCAGUCUAGAGGAUCCAAAGCCAAUUGCAGGCUGGUGGGAUGAAAGACAGGAGGUCAAAAGCAACACAAAGAAAGAGACUGCAGUGAUCCACAACCUCCUGCAGAUUCCUGUGAGGCACAAGAUCCCAGCACAGCCGAUCCCCAAGAAGGAUGCAACCAUCUGUAAUGUGGACUCGGUGCUCUUGUUCCCGUCGGCUUCUGCAGAGAACUACGUCACCUUUUCAAUUAGUCUUCCAGACCUUCCUGAACUUUCUCUCUGCCUGUGGCUCCAUGUGGAGGCUGCACAUGUUGGCACUCUGUUCUCCUACGCCACUGAUGACAAUGACAACCAGUUAGUUCUGUAUGGACGCAGCUCCACAGACUCUUCUACACCUUUCUCUGCUUCUUCUUCCUCAUCUACUUCCUCACCCUCACUGGACUUUGUCAUCGGAGACCCCGUCUAUCGUCGCCUCCCUGUGGUGACGCUACUGGACGCUCGCUGGCACCACCUCUGUGUCCUUUGGUCGUCCAUUCAGGGUCGAUUCUGGCACUACAACAACCGCCGCCUGGCCUCCUCGGGCUCUAACUUCAGGAAGGGCUGGGAGAUUCCUGGAGGCGGAUCUGUGGUGCUGGGACAGGAGCAAGACUCUGUUGGUGGAGGGUUUGAUCCAGCAGAGGGCUUUGUUGGGAAAAUAGCAGGGUUUAGGGUGUGGAACCGGGUGCUGAGCCCUGCAGAGGUGGAAGGGGUGGCAGAAGGGAGAGGGGUGCCCAGAGGAGUGGUGCUGGACAUGGAGGAUGUAAAGGAGGUGCAUGGGGAGGUGCAGCAGGUGGCCUGUGAAUGCUUAGAGCUCUGUGCCUGAGGUAGUUCUGGAGGAGGAUUCCUGCUUGAGGCCAAAUAUUCCUUCUGUUAGACUUUUUAUUUUUUAUUUUCCAUGUCCUUGGAUGUAGACCCUCCAGUGGGUGUCAAGCUCACUUUAAUUCAGGGGCCACAUAAACCCCAGUGUAAUCUCAAGUGGGCCACACCAGUAAAAUCAGAGCAUAAUAGCCUAUAAAUAACAAAAACUAGAAAUUCUUUUAGUGCAACAAAAGUACAUUCUGAAAAUCUUUGUGCAAAACACUGUGAACAAAUGGAAAUUUCUUAGAAAAAAUAAGUGCAAUUUCAACACUGUUAUGCCUCAGUUUAUCAUUUAUACAUGUACGUUACGACUUACAAAUCACAGAGUAUCUACAGACGCACAACACAUUCAGUCACAGGAACUAAACAAUCUGGUAUUUUACUUUAUGAUCAAAACAACUUGUCCAGAUGUAGAAAUUAUUUAAAAUUUGAGUUCAUUUCCACAUCUGUGUAGUAUUCCUGACCACCACACAAUACAAAAUAAAGUGGGAACUAUAAAGGAAGAAGAUUAAGUUUUCCCCCUGCCUUGUAAAUGUAUUCAAUUUAUACAUAAAAGUACACAAAAGUUGUGGCAGUGCAGUUUUUGUUGAAAAAUUGCAGUUAAUGUCUGUAAUUUUUACACUUAGCAAAAACAACCUGUGUGUCGGAUUGAACCCUCUAUGGGCUGGUUUUAGCUAGCGGACCGUAUGUUUGACACCCCUACUCUAGUGCAUUAUUGUUGGACUUACAUACAUCACAAAACUUCUUUAUUCACCAAAACAAAACACUAGCAUGGUAUCAGUUUGUGCUCAGCAAAGCAGGAAAGUCAAACCUGCCACCACCCAAAUUAGCCCAAAUUGAAAUGAGCCACUCCAGCUAAAUGUACGAAUGAGGCCUUGGCAGAAAGAAGAGUGUCAGAAAACCUGGAAUUGAUGCAGCAGAAGAGCAGUGGGCCUUUAAGGUCAGUAAAAAUGGGGGAUCUGGGUCUGCCUAAAGUAAAAAAACAACAACAUUUUUUCAGUACAGUUUAACAGCUAUCGAGAAUUUGACAGUGUGUGUUUAAGUUUCUCUUCCCCCAAAAUACAUGAGACACAAUAGAGAACACAUGCUGUUUUUUCUGCAAAAAGGACUUCUUGAAUCCCGUGAUAAGGAAAUGUGUCAGUGUUUUUUUUGACCCAGAUAAGACGAGAUCGAUUUUUAUUCACCCCGAAGAAAAUUUAUAUGCCAGAUGUCACUAAAAAAUGACAACAGUAUAAAUAACAAUUUUAAAAAAGUUGAAUUUGUAAAAAUUUGUCAACUUUAGAAAGGUAGAAGAGUAAUAUUGUGCAUGAUAUGUGGAAAGUGAAAGUAGGAAAGGGGAGGAGAUUGAGGAUGCAGGCAUCCUUAUGGGAUUUAAUGUCCAUUACUUUUAAUAACUUUGUAAGUGUCACAGCAGUGGAUUGUUGUUUGAAGCUUUUCAGAUAGACAAGAAGAAUUUUAAAACAACAAUAAUAUGUAUUAAUUGAGUGUUAAAGGAAUAGGAAGGCACCUUGUUUAAUUCACUUUUGUUCCUUUUCUUGGAUUUUAAGUCUUGAUUGUCUGUCGGUGUGUCUUAUGGACUGCCAGCGAAAUCUAACGUUUUUUUAUAUGAAUUAAAGCUCUGUGAAUUUCUCUGUG